This is a messenger RNA of Bombus pascuorum, 2903 nucleotides long. It is a transcript of the gene Slob, whose product is annotated as slowpoke-binding protein. Lineage: Eukaryota; Metazoa; Arthropoda; Insecta; Hymenoptera; Apidae. The transcript is spliced from 8 exons. The record is from RefSeq and is a predicted model, not a curated record. The coding region runs from base 1077 to 2480 and encodes 467 amino acids.
GUAAAAAUCAGCUGGGCCAGCGAAUCUGUGUCAGGCUGGGGGAUCUAAACUAGCACGAGGCUUUACCGAAUAUUCAGUAUUCGGCCGUCCUCCUCGCUAGGUGGUAGUGCGGUGCUCUACAGUUCGCAUCACUGUAAUACCGCGCGCAUUACCGUCUAUCUAGUCUACUUCCUAUUUUCAUCCUGCAACGCGUCACAUUGUACAACAUCAUUCUUAAUUUUUUAUUCAAAUCAAUUGCGCUGCGGGAUCAUUGUAUCAUAUAUAUAUAUAUAUAUAUAUAUAUAUAUAUAUAUAUAUGUACGUGCAUACGCUCGCGCGCACUUGUGCAUAUGAAUCGACAUACAUACAACGCGAUAUUACAAAUUAGUACACGAUUAAAAUUCAUUCUUCAACAUGAUAGAGAAGCAACGAACUAAAUUACAAUAACGAAAUGAUAAAUAACUAAGUGAAUAAAUCGUGACUGAAUACAAGCGAGAAAUGAAAUUAAUGAAAUCGCAAAACGACCAUAUGAUAAUCGCGAAAUAACGAUACAUGACGUCGUUUGACAAAAUACUUUUCGCGUAAGUGAUUAAUAAGAUGUGGAAAAAAUGUGACAAUGACCGUUCGAUAGUUCUAAAUGGCCGAAAACAACCGAGUAUCGUACCAGAACGGUACUCCUUUUGGUCAUGACGUUUGAAUUUUCUCCCGCGCGAUAACCGAUCAAACAGUAAACCGAAAAAUUUAUUCGUUUCGAUCUUACGCCCAACCAUUAUAUGUAUUAAAAUCCAACAGCGAACUAAAAAAGAAAGACAACUUCCCAAGAUGUAUGACCUCGAUAUAUAAUGUUUAUCGUGGAUGAUCGACAUUAUACUUCGUACACCACGUUGUGUUCGCGAUAGAAAUAUUUAUAAUAACUUUUAAUAAAUGGAAAAAGUGUGACUAUCAAAAUGGUGUAUGUCUAACAUCCAUUAUCGAUAAUCGCUUGGAGAAAGAAGCUAUAAAAAAAAAUUGUUAUUUAACGUUAGAAUAGUGAACGUAGAAGCACGCGUGUAGUUGAACGCUUGAAGAACGUUGUAUGAAACGAGAAACUGGGCAAAAUGUUCAAUCUAUAUCAAAAUUUGAACAAAAAGGACGAAGAUCACAAAGAGUCGGACGUGACCGGACACGAUAGAUUCUGGCAGGAACGUCCGAGGACGCGUCGAAAGCGUCGUGCUGUCAAUCGAAGGACUCAGAGCGCCAUCGAAUUUGAUUCCGAGGCUAUAGUUUCCGCUCGAGGCACUCUUCGUCGUGGAAGAAGCGCGAGUAUCGAAGAUGAAGAUAGCGACGAAGAAAAGAGUUACCAAUUGACCAACAAAAUCGACAAUCUAGCUAAAAUACUAUUUAGUCGCGUAUCCGCUGCUCGAGGUUGCAAGGAUUCCGAUGUCAAGAAUGGAAGGCAUAACUACACGGCGUUGGAUCAUGGACCAUCUGUUUGCGAAAAUGUUGGCGAGUACAUGGAAAUGGAAAAAAGAUCGAGAGACCGUGCCUUAUCAAUUUGUCAGGCCUAUAUCCGUAGAACACCGCGCUACAGUCUCGUCAAGCAGCUGAAUAAUCUCGGCUCUAGAAUGGACAAACAUUGGUUCAUAGUAAGAGAUACUUCUUUAAAAACCGAUCGACUGAUUACGUUAGCUCCGUUAAAUAGAAACUGCUCGUUGAGCAUAACUCCACUGACAAAGAACGUUUUGAACGACUUAUUCUUAGCCUUACAGCAUCCGUAUAUAUGCCCUAUAUUCGAUAUCGAUUUUAUCGAAUUGGAAAGUCAAAACUACGUGAUCGUAGUUCAACCGAUCAGUCAAGGCAGCCUGAAAGAUUUGAUAUACGGAAUUGAAAGAACGGGUUGGAACGAAGACUGGAAUCAGAAGUACGGUUCUCGCGGUAAAGGACUUCCUUUACCUCAGGUUCAACAAAUGGGACGUCAAGUGCUAGAGGCGUUGACUUUUUUAAAAGAAAGAGGAUUUCCAACGGUAAUCCAUUUACAUUCGGGAAAUGUGCUCGUACAAAAUGGUGUCGCACGUCUCGCCGGCCUAGAAAACACGCUCCUCGGUUUCACCAGCCGAAUACAUCCAUUAAUCGCUUCUCGUAUUUCGCAAAAUAUCUCGAUUGACAUGAUAUGUUUCGGUCAUAUGUUGUUUGAGAUGUGCGCUGGGUACGAAUUACCAUCGUUUAAACCAAAUUCCACGCAUCUGUCGGACAUUGAAAUAUAUCCACAAGUUGUUGAGUUACUCCAGUUCAUAUUUGGUGAAUCAUCUAAUCGUCAGAAGAUUAUUGAGGAGCUUCUUGUACAUGAUUUAUUCAGAAAUAUUGAUCUUCGUGAAAUGCGAAGUGCUCCUGUUACGAUAUUUCGUCCAACAUUAACACCGCCCAUAGUAAAUUUACUCGACGGUAUUAAACGACAAAAUGCCAAUAAAAGGCAGAGGUCGCGCUCUAUAAGCGACGUGUAUUUGACACGCAAAUUUUGGUAAUGACACGAAGGAUCCGAUUAAUCGAUUUAAUUCUUUAAAAAUCUUCAUGAUAGCAUGUAAUUCUUAUCUUUUUCAUAUUGCAGAACCACACAGUUGGAUAUCGUCGAUGAAGAUACAACGUCUCUACAUAGAUCACAUACCGUUUGCAAAAAUUCUUUACUCGAUGAGAUUUAUAACGAGCUUUCAAACACGGCUGUAUAAUUGUGGGAACAAAAUUUGUUUCAUUGCGAUUUAAUCUUUAAUAUAUUCGUAUAUUUCUCUACCGAGUGCCAAAAGUUAUACCAAUCUCUAUUUCUAGUAUAGUUAUUGAAUUACAAAUUUAAUAUGAAAAAGAAAAGAAAUAAGAAAAGAAUUAGAGAUAAAAAAAGGAAAAAUAAUAUGGAAAGGCCAAUAAAAAGUGGAAAAAAAGAAAAAAAAUAUAAA